This is a messenger RNA of Colletes gigas, 4031 nucleotides long. RefSeq names its product battenin (gene Cln3). Gene Ontology annotation, biological process: regulation of intracellular pH; lysosome organization. Gene Ontology annotation, cellular component: lysosome; membrane. The transcript is spliced from 7 exons. The record is from RefSeq and is a predicted model, not a curated record. NCBI's taxonomy places the organism in Eukaryota, Metazoa, Arthropoda, Insecta, Hymenoptera, Colletidae. Bases 1882 to 3159 code for a protein of 425 amino acids.
UCGCGUUCCGCGCUCGCGACGCUCCUCUAUAACUGGCUGAUUUUCCCUGGAGCUUAUUUAUUUCGAAUCUGAAACUCGCCGCGGUUAACACGCGCGGUUACCUACGAUCGCGGCUGCGAGUCGGUCGAUCGAUUUUCUCUUUAUUCUGGGAUACCGUCGAUAGCGGACAGCACGCGUACACUAUACGUAGAAAAAGAAAAAUAAAGUUGCCAAGACGAAGACGAAGACAAAGAGAAAACGAAACGAGGAAACGAAAAUAAAAAAAAUAACUAAAGUGUUCGCUCAUUGCCGAUCAAAGUGACUUUGUAUUCAGUUUUACAGCGUUACGAUUCGUCGGUGCAUCAAAUUUUGUUUAUCCACGAAUUACUAUUAUCGUGAACGUUCCCGUUACCGAUUUAUUUCUCUUUAAGACACUUUAGUGUUGGUAUUGCUCAUUGUUAUUGUACUUUCGAGUUGCGACACUUCGGGUUUCUCGUUCUCGUUACUGUUGCUGUUGCUGUUGCUGUUGCUGUUGCUGUUGCUGUUGCUGUUGCUGCGAUCCGUGACUUUGAUAACGAUAACGAUAUUUAUUCUGUCGUGAAAGAUUAAGCGGGAUCUGUUCGCUCGACGACAUCGUAGGUAGGUAAGUGUUUCUGAAAGAAAUGAACGCAAAAGAACGCGUUUGCGUCGGCAGCUGUUGUUCAAGAAUCGCGGUUGACGCGUACAAUUGACGGAGUCGACGUCAAAGUCAACAUAGAAAGCGAGCGACUCGGGUGUAAAAUGAAAAAUUCAGCUGCCGAUGGUGCACGUGGCGGAACUGUUUAACGAAAUGACAAUUGUUCGUGUCUUUUUACCAUUUGUUCCAUGCCGUAUCCACGAUUAACCAGAGAAUCGGACUUUCCAUCACGUGUUUGCUUUCCUGCAAACGCGGGCCAAUUUCCGAACAAAAACCGAACCUACGACGAGCCACGCAUACAAGUCGAUGCGACGAAAAACGAAUCAACGAAUCAACGAAUCAAGGAAAAAAGAGUUUACUUUGGUCAAGUUGAAUCUUCUGGUCGACGAUCGCUCGGCUAGGAAACAGCUGCUGUCUCGAAGAGCGGCAAAGAAAUUUCUGGAAGCUUGUAAGCCGACUGUAUAUCGUUUUCGAUAAAAGAGAGAACUCGAUAGGACACAUGUAGUAUCGCCGUCCAGCCGGACGAAGGCAUUAUCCGCGUUGUUUGCACAGCUCGUGGCUCGAGCCGACCCCACAUUUUUCAACGAAUUUUCUCUUGCAGAAACCUUGAAACGAAUUUCUGUGAACGCCUGUGAAGAAUUUCCCAUUCCUUCAUCUUUUUUUCGAUCAAACUCGAGGGACUUGAUUUUAAUUUUGAACUUGAUCAAAGAAGAACACGUGUUUAUCGUGUUUAGAGGAAAUGAUUACUUGAUUGGAAAGUAACUGAAAAAGUCUGAUGCUUGAACCGCAAAACGUUCGAACGAUAAAAUAUCGUAAUAUAUCGGAGAUGCGAUUCCUCACGCAACUUUUCUCAACGUUCGUAACAUCGAGCUGCUGUCGUUCCUCUCUGUUCUAAGGAUCCGAUUAAAAAGGAGACGUGCGUGCGCCCGCGCGUUUUAGUCGUGUGUGCCUGGUGUUUGGAAAAGAGGGAAACGUAGAGGGGAGCGGGGGAGCAAUAAAGACGAUCGCGGCAAAAUUGUUGAAAAGGAUUGCGUGCGACGUUUAGGUUAGGGCCGUUCGGAAAAGAGGAGGGUAGAAGAAGAGGAUCUAGGGAAACACGCGAAGCCGUUUGAAAAGCGGUCGGUAGCUGGUGAAAGGAUAAACGAGUGGAACGGAGAUAAGGAAGAAAAUAGACGACGCGUUCGGAAACAACCGGACCAAAACAGAGAAAAAUAGAAGAAAAAAAGAUGACAAAGUGCAAAUCCUUGUCCGUCGUCCCUGAACGUUGUGCCAACAACGUUGCGUUCGACGAAGAAUCGAUGUCCGUCCGAUCGCGAUGUCGAAAUCUGGCCGCCUUUUGGAUACUUGGUCUCUGCAAUAAUUAUGGAUACGUGGUGAUGCUUAGCGCCGCGCACGAUAUCCUUGAGAGCAAGUUUGGUAAAACGGCGGACUCGAACGGACCGCUGACGAAUGCUACUGCGAACACCACCGGAAUUCGAUCCUGCAACACGCUCUCUACGGGCACCAUACUACUGGCGGACAUUCUGCCAUCGCUAGUCGUCAAGAUCGUAACACCUUUCUUACCGUUUUACGUAAAUGCUCGACUGGCUACCUGUGUGUUAUUUUCCGCUGCAGGAUUCCUUGUGGUGUCGUUAAGCACUACCGAAUGGCUCGCCAUUCUGGGUGUUGUUCUAACGUCACUCUCUUCCGGUCUGGGAGAAGUUACGUUGCUGAGUUAUAGUCAUCAGUAUCCCAAACAGGUAAUUGCAACAUGGUCUUCCGGUACAGGAGGUGCCGGAAUAAUUGGCGCGUUGUCCUAUGCCGCCCUCACCAUGUGGUUGAGCAACGAAGACACAUUAUUAGUUAUGUUAAUCGUACCGGCCAUACAAGGGGUCGUUUUCUGGUUGGUUCUGGUCCAUCCACCGCAGUCCAGUAUACCAAUCACUAAGAACGGUAUCGACAGUCAGGAGCAAAUCAUCGAGGCUCCAAGAAAGAGCUUCAAAGAAAAGAUUAAUCUGGUACCGGGGUUACUGAAGUAUAUGAUUCCACUUGGACUCGUCUAUCUCUUCGAGUAUUUCAUUAACCAAGGAUUGUACGAGCUAAUCGAAUUCGAUGGUAUUUGGUUGACGCAUGCCGAACAGUACCGUUGGCUUCAAGUGGAUUAUCAGAUAGGAGUAUUCGUCUCAAGAUCGUCCGUAAAUUUCGUCACGAUUAACAAAAUUUGGAUCAUGGCCGUGUUGCAGUUCGUCAACGUGAUCGUUCUGUUAUUCGAGACCCUGUACUAUUAUAUGCCAACUAUUUGGCUAGUAUUCGUCUUUGUCCUGUGGGAAGGACUCCUUGGCGGUGGAGCGUACGUCAACACGUUUUAUCGGAUGUCGACCGAGAUACCAAGAGCGGAUCGGAAAAUCUCGUUGGGAAUUGCCACGAUGGCUGAUUCUAUUGGGAUCGCGAUGGCGGGAUGGUUAUCGAUGCCGGUUCACAAUGCGAUUUGCAAACUACCACAACCGAGUCGAGUAGGUAGCUAGUUGAUCUUUAGAAAAGAAAUAGUAUUUAACGAUAGUCACGCGAUCAAGCAUCAUCUCACAUGGUCCCUGGUAAAAGCGUGCGCGAUAUUAGUAAUUGAAUUUUCUUCGAUGUGCCCUUCCGGGCACGGUAAUGCUGUUGUUUACCGAGCAUAACGUCGCUCGGACAGAGAGAGAGAGAGACGAUUUAUCCGAUGAUCCUUGAGAAAUCAAGAAAGAUCGUAAAAUAGUUGUCUUUUCGGUCGAUGGAGUUCUCUCGUCCGUGCAUCGUUCGAUUUUCUAGUCGAUGGAGUUCCGGCUGGACUUUUCAAGUUCGAUCGUUCCAACAUUUAUUUAUUAGAAAUUAUCAUCAAAAGACCAAGAACGGGAUACAAAGCGAACGCGAAUGUAAGCAGACAACGAACGAAAGGUACCUCGAUCGAUUAAAAACUGUGUUUCUGUUCAUUGUUUUGUGUGUGUGUGUGUGUGUGUGUGUUUUUUUUUCUUUUUUUUUCCUUUCAUUCAAAGUGUAUACCGAGGAUGUAUUUAGAACCGACAGUUGUUGUUCUAUAAUAGAAUCAAAGUACAGAACUCGUUCGAUUAUUCAAAUUCCAUUCAAAUUCCAUAUCCACGAAUUGGCCCGUUAGAAUUUAGCCGAUUGAACGAAUACUCCCUUUUUCGGCCCCCACCUCUACAUACACGUAAUAGUAGCAAGUUGUCACGUUUCUAAAAAUUGUUUAAUCGAUAUAUCAGUUGCUUGUCACAGUCCCGGCGCGUCAUAACUCGACGCGCGAGAGAUCAUCGCACUGUCCUUCGGUGCAACAAAGAAACGUUAGAAAACUGUUGCUGUUAGACACUUUGUGAAAAUAACUAUGAUUAAUUUUGAUUGAUUUGGA